CCCACCUUCCAACGCUCACUGCUUGGGCCGGUCCUACUUCAAUUUGAUACCCAGAUUCAAUUGCGUUCAAGUCCAGAGCAUGAGGCCCCAAACAGCAAGCACAUUUGCCGCCACUGCGCGAUGGAGCAUACAACCCGCCGCUGCCACGCCUGCAAGCGCAUACGGAAGAGCUGCAGCGUAUAGACGGAUAUCAACACUACCAAGAACAUCGCAAGUCUCUUCCACACGCACAUCACUACCGUCCACAUCUACACUCUCCUCCCAACGCUUCCUCCGCAGCGAAUUCUUGCCCCAAGAUGUCCUCUUCCGCACAUCAUCCGCAUACGCCCGCCACUUCUCUUCUCGGCCCGCCCUAAACGAGCAAGCGCAAAAGCAAAAGGACGUAAAGGACCAAGAGCCUGACACCACCAAAUCAACAGCCUCCGAGGGUAGCACCUCAGAGCAGGCUGCAGACGACCAGGCAAAGAAAGAGGGCGAGGAAGCCAAGGAGAAGAAGGAAGGAGAGGAGGAAGCUGGUGAACAGAAGGAGGGUGAAGAGGGCCAGAAGAAAGAGAAGAAGGAUGCGCCCCCACCUCCACCUCACGGCGACAAGACACCAUGGCAAGUCUUCACCGAGACCUUGAAGCAAGAGUUCCAGGCCUCGAAGGACUGGAACGAGGGUACAAAGCAGCUGGGUGGUGCGCUCCACGACUUCCAGCAGAACCCAAACGUUCAGAAGGCCGGCCAGAUCUCUGAGGCUGCCAAGACAAAGACCACAGAGGCAUUGAAGGCGACGGCAUCAGCUGUUGGUCACGGUGCGGCGUGGACUUGGGAUACUAUGCCCGUCAAGGGCGUUCGUGCUGCUGCGAGGGUCACUGGUAGCGGACUUGAAUACGCAACUCGGCCAGUGCGACAGACCAAGGCCUUCCAGGCCGUGAAGGAGACCAUCGACGAUGGCAGCUCGUCAAGAUACGGUGGUUGGGUCGAGAAGGAGGAGCGCAGGAAGAGGCGUGAGCUGCGCGAACUCAACGAACUCCAGCGAACUGGUGGUAAAAGCCUGGGGCCAAUGGAGGAGGACCCAAAUGCUGGCACAAAUGUCACCCUUCACAAAGACGCCAAAUACAAGGAAGUCUGGAGAGAAUGGAAGGACAACUCCAAGCUCGCUCAGGGCUUCUUCAACAUGAAGACCGUCUACAGGGAGUCCGACAAUGCCAUUAUCGAGACCGCGCGCAGUAUCUCCGACCGCAUCACUGGCUUCUUCGCCGAGAACGAGACGGCCAUGGUCAUCAAGAGGUUCAGAGAGAUGGACCCCAACUUCCAAAUGGAGCCCUUCCUGACCGAGAUGCGCGAAUACAUACUCCCAGAAGUCCUGGACGCAUACGUCAAGGGCGACAUUGCCGUCCUGAAGGAGUGGUUAUCAGCAGCGCAAUACUCAGUAUACGCAGCGCUCAUGCAACAAUACCAGGCCGCUGGCCUGAAGUCUGACGGAAAGAUUGUCGACAUUCGUGGUGUUGAUGUCCUGAACGCAAAACUGCUGGAACCAGGAGAGAUCCCAGUCUUCAUCCUCACCUGCAGAACCCAAGAAGUGCACGUCUACCGCAACGCCAAGUCCGGAGAACUGGCCUCUGGCAUGGACGACAAGGUCCAGCAAGUCACAUACGCCAUUGGUGUCACUAGGAUACCAGAAGACGUCAACAAUCCCGAGACACGAGGAUGGAGAUUGAUCGAACUGCAGAAGAGUGCCAGAGAUUAUUACUGAGCAAGUCGCCACUAAUCUCUUUUUCCUUCCCUCUGCGUUCCACCCUGUACGAUUACACUACCUUCUCACUGCACCUUAAUGUUGGUGGUCAUGUUCUUGCUGCAUCUUUGGCGUCCAAAAAGGCAGUUGUUGCUCUGUUAUUAUAGUCCUUGGCUGGCCUCUAUAUGGGGUUAUUAUGUUUCGUCACCUGGGUCAUGGAAGUGGAUAGAUGGACGCCGCAGAUGGGUAUGGCGUUCUACAUGACGCACUUCUCUACUCUGUAUGUAUAGUAUGAUGACUUGAUGGAUUGGUCGAGUGGAAAUACCACGUGUAAAGCAAGUGGAACAAGUUUCCAAGGACAGAACUGAGAAAAUCAAACCUCAAUUCACACA
Alternaria rosae is the source of this 2109-nucleotide messenger RNA. RefSeq lists its product as uncharacterized. NCBI's taxonomy places the organism in Eukaryota, Fungi, Ascomycota, Dothideomycetes, Pleosporales, Pleosporaceae. The coding region runs from base 80 to 1738 and encodes 552 amino acids. Gene Ontology annotation, cellular component: mitochondrial inner membrane. Gene Ontology annotation, molecular function: protein-folding chaperone binding. Gene Ontology annotation, biological process: protein import into mitochondrial matrix. The record is from RefSeq and is a predicted model, not a curated record. The transcript has 2 exons.